Messenger RNA from Mauremys mutica (yellowpond turtle), 943 nucleotides. RefSeq names its product peroxiredoxin 5 (gene PRDX5). Gene Ontology annotation, cellular component: cytoplasm; mitochondrion; peroxisome. Lineage: Eukaryota; Metazoa; Chordata; Testudines; Geoemydidae. The transcript has 6 exons. Bases 16 to 711 code for a protein of 231 amino acids. Gene Ontology annotation, molecular function: thioredoxin peroxidase activity. Gene Ontology annotation, biological process: cellular response to oxidative stress; hydrogen peroxide catabolic process; cell redox homeostasis. The record is from RefSeq and is a predicted model, not a curated record.
UGUGGGUUGCGGCGCAUGGGCAUUCCCGUCUACCCCAAGGUUGGUAGGUCCCCCCAGGCCUUUUCCAUGGCAACUGUCAUUCGGGCGGUCUCCAUGGUGACCGCGUGGCGGGGUGUGGCGGGGCUGGUGCUCCGGCGGGGGCGGGGGCUGUUUUGGGCGUCCCCCCUCCCCUGCUCCAAGCCUAGAGGAACCAGGAGUUUCGGUGUCCGAGCAGCUGCCAUGGCGCCCGUCAAGGUUGGAGACAAGCUGCCCAGUGUGGAGGUGUACGAGGGGGACCCCGGCGCCAAGGUGGAUGUGGCCGCACUCUUCAAGGGCAAGAAGGGGAUUCUCUUUGGGGUGCCUGGUGCCUUCACCCCUGGCUGCUCCAAGACCCACUUGCCGGGCUACGUGGAACAGGCUGGGGCCCUGAAGGCCAAGGGAGUGGAGCUGAUCGCCUGCCUGGCCGUGAACGAUGUCUUCGUCAUGAGCGAGUGGGGCAAGGCCCACGGGGCCCAGGGCAAGGUGCGGAUGCUGGCUGACCCCACCGGAGCCUUCGGAAAGGCUACGGAACUGCUGCUGGACAAGGAGACCCUGCGUGACCUCUUUGGGACCAACCGCUGCAAAAGGUUCUCCAUGGUGCUGGAGAAUGGUGUGGUGAAGGCUCUCAACGUGGAGGAGGAUGGAACAGGGCUGACCUGCAGCCUGGCCAACAACAUCCUCUCUCAGCUCUGAGCACCAGGACACCAGGGUCCCUCCUGCUGCUGCCCCCUCCCCACCCCCCCAGCCCUAGCACCAGGAGCGGGGCAGCACACCAUCCUUUCCAUGCAUGAUAUGAUGGUCUCCCCCUGGGAUGCUGCUGCUGCUCCUGCUGUCAUGGGCUUGGCCUCUAGGGGGCACUCAUGCUCUGAUGGUUGUGUACUGCCCCACCAUGCUGUGUAUCAACGGGAAUAAACGGCUCUUGCCA